Molecule: messenger RNA, 4759 nt
Organism: Pogoniulus pusillus (Red-fronted tinkerbird)
Lineage: Eukaryota; Metazoa; Chordata; Aves; Piciformes; Lybiidae
Gene: CDCP1
Product: CUB domain containing protein 1
Exons: 9
Coding region: 6-2528 (840 amino acids)
Source: RefSeq, a predicted model, not a curated record
GGGAGAUGGCGGCGCGCCGGGCGCUGGCCGCGCUCCUGGCCCCGCUCCUGGCCGCGCUCCUGACCGCCUCGGCGCAGCAUCCCCAGCGGGAAGUUUCCUUCACAAUCUCACUUGGCAAAGCAGACAACACCACAGUGACAAUCAAACCCAGAGCUGGCAUCUUAGCCAGCUGUCAAAUCCGUGUGAGGAAUGCCACCAGGCCUGAACUCAAGAUAAAGCCAGGGGAGAAUGCCACUUUUACCUUCACCUGUAGAGCUCCAGAGAAGUAUUUCACCAUGAAGAUUCAGAAGAACAUUGACUGCGUGUCAGGCCCAUGUCCCUUUGGAGAGGUUCACCUUUACCCACCCAGGCUGCCUCGCCUGAACAGGACGUUUGUCUGGGACGUGAAGGCAAGCACCAAAGCCGGACUGGAGCUGAAGUUCCCUGCCCCGUGGCUAAGGCAGGUUGAGCCAGGACAGGCGUGCCCAGAUUCUGUUGGCUACAACAUCAACAGCUGCAUAGACACAGCCACGGUCAGCAUCGGCAGCUUCUGCAGGAACGGCUCAGUGUCUGGCAUCAAGCUGCUGGGAGGAGUCGUCCUCUCCCUGCACCUCCCCUGGGACUCCCCUCUCACCACCUCGGGCUUCAACAUCGCCAACAGGGCUUCCAUAAAGCGACUGUGCAUCAUUGAAUCCGUGUUGGAGAGGGAGUCCUCAGUCACGCUGAUGUCCCCCAACUACCCGCUGGGCUUCCCGGAGGAUGAGCUCAUGACAUGGCAGUUCCUGGUUCCCCCCAACAUGAGGGCCAGCGUCUUCUUCCACAACUACAGCCUCUCCAACUGCGAAAGGAAAGAGGAGAGGGUGGAGUACUACAUCCCUGGCUCCCUCAGCAACCCGGAGGUGUUCAAGUUGAGCGACAGCCAACCUGCCAAUAUCGCUGGCAGCUUCAACCUGUCCCUGCAGGGCUGCGAUCAGGACGCUCAGAACCCAGGGGUCCUCCGCUUGCUCUUCCAAGUGGUUGUUCAGCACCCACAGGUCAACGAGAAUGUCACCCAUGUGGUUGACCUGAGCAAGGAGAAGAACAUGAAUGUGACCAUACACUCUGAGGGGUGGCCCAGCCACGUCCCCCCCAUGUCUGAACCUGUGUGCCUCAUCUGUAAGGAUCCUCGCACCUGUGACCGCGUCCUGACCUUGGCCUCUGGCACUGCCUACAGGAUCUCCUUCCUGUGCAAGGACUUGUCCCGCCUGAGGGUCACAGCUGAGAAAGGCAUAAGCUGUGUGGAUCUUCGGUGGUGUCAGAGGAAGAUCCAUUCCCUUUCUGUGCCCAAGGCCAUUACCCAGCUGCCAGUUCAGCUGCACAAAUUUAUCUGGAAGCUCUUGGCUCCCAGUCAGCUCAACAUAGAAAUCACAUCUCCCUCCCUGAAACUUCAGCAGCACGUCCCAGAGCAGAGGUGCAACACGAGCUACAGCUACAGCAUUGUCAGUGCCACCCCCACAACAGAGCUGAUCAUUGGUGUCUUCUGUCCUGGUGGAGCCAUUGAAAAGAUUCAGAUGAGGAACAACAUCACCAUAGCCUUAAAAACCUUUGGUAAAGGCUUCCUCAACGAGUCUAACCGCCAGGAUCUCAAAAUGUCUUUUGUGCCACACAUUAAAGAUGAGUGCACCUUCACCGUGAGCCCAGGCCCCAAGGACAGAGUUCACCUGCAGACCCCCAACUGGCACUACGGCCUGCCCCCGUACAUCUCCCUCUCCUGGUACGUGGUGGUGCCCAGCAAGCAGGUGGCCCGCCUGGGCUUCUCCAAGGAGCGCAUGGGCAUCACCUGCCAGACGGGCCGGGCAUACCUGGCCGUGAAGGAGGAGGCGGCAGGCGCGGAGGAGACGGUGCGGCGAGAGGACGAGCUGCUGCCCCCGCCCAGGGACAUGCACCACGACUUCUGGGUCAACAUCUCCAACUGCAAACCCUCCGAGAAGAUGCAGCUGGACUUGCAGUUCUGGGUGACUGUCAGUGACAAGCAGCUAGACCUAGGAGUGAUAAUCGCUGCGGUGGCUGGGGCUGGAGUUCUCACAGCUAUUGGACUGACCGUGUGCUGUGUGAAGAAGAAGAAGAAGAAGAGCCAGACCCCCAUGGUGGGAGUGUACAAUGCCACCGUCAACACCCAAGUGCCUAGCAGGCAGAAGCUGUUCAGGAAGGGGAAGCAGAACAAGGACUCCCAUGUCUAUGCAGUCAUUGAUGAUGCUAUGGUUUAUGGGCACUUGCUGAAGGAAUCCAAUGGCCUGGUUGCCCCAGAAGUUGACGUGUACAGGCCUUUUGAUGGACCCAUGGGCCCAGUGCCACCCUCUCCACCUCCCUUCUCCUUCAGGAAAGACGUGAAAAACUCUUCUAACGCUGAGGAGCCUCCGCCUCUGGCAGACGCAGACCAUGACACGUACACCUUUGCUCAUCAGAAACCGGGGCAACCGCAGGGCACCGAGGACACAAGCGGAAAGGAUCGUGGAGAAAUGAGCUUGUCCUUGCUGGAGACGAAGGAGCAGGAGGGCUUGGCAGAGUAACUUGACAGCAGGUGUAGCAGCUUCCUGUGGAGAUGGAGAGAAGUGAGGACAGGAGCCUGGGAAAAGGACCCGCAGAGGAGUGUUACUGCUGCAGUGUGCUGCUGCUGCUGCUGCUGCUGCUGCUUUCUGUGUGUAUUCUUUGGUUGUUCUUUAAACUUCAGCUGUUGGUAGCCUUCAGUUUCAGAGUGAGCAUCCGGCCAACUCCAGCCCAGACAAUCCAGGACUGCACACUUCUGGUUGUGAACAGGUAUCCAAGGUACACUCCUGCUUAGGAGAGCUAAUUUCUGCCUGCCAGCUGCAGAAGGUGCCAACCAAUAGAGCAGGAAAGGUUUUGUCUUUUUGUCUAAGUCCUCCUCUCACAAGGCCUUUGGUCCCGAGUGCUGGCUGGCGACUCUUGGGAGGUGCAGGCCACAUUGCUGUCCCAAGGAGGCUCCAGGCUGCACAGACACCUGAGCAAAGGGAGGGGCACUGUCACCUCCACUCCUUGCUGCUGGAGUACUCAACAUAUUUAGGCUGCUGGUGUUGUGGAAGCCUGGUGCAGGACCAUGUGUGCCACCCUGAAGAGCUCUGUGUGUGCCAAUCAGCAUCGGUGCUCGAGCUUGGGCUUUCCCAGGUCACAGGUUGGAGGUUUUCUGUGCUUCCCACCCGAUAUUGUUACACUUGCAUGGCACUGUGUGAGCCUGCACCAGACUCCAUUUUCUUUGCUUUCUUACCAAAACCCAGUGUCAGAAGUCCACUUCAGGUGCCUGUGGCAUUCACACUGUGCUGCUCUCUGGCGCUGUGGGCUCAGGUGAGGGUUCACUGAAGAAAUAAGGCUGUGUCCGUCCAGCUCUCACUGAUGCUUUUCUCUACGCCUGCUGGGGGUGGCUAUUUCACAAGGAUGUAAAAAGGGGGUAGAAACCCCAACAAGCUUCCAGCAGACUGCUUCUCUGGAAUGUGAAGAGAGAGAGUGAAGCCAGAAGGGAAGCCCAGGUCAGCUUUGCUUUGCUUUGUUGUUUUAAGAAGCCUGCUAAAUGACAGUGGGGGCAGCUCCUGCUUUCCAGUGAGCCCUGCACUCCAGGUGCCUUUGAAGGGCACUCUUGGCAUUAGGUGACUGAGCUUGUCUUUAAGUGCCAUAGUUGUCAGGCCCCUCAGAUUCUGUGCCUUCUAAAACUUGCGUGCCAGGUCUUUGUGCAGGGGGCCACAAGUAUGUGACUGAAGUUGCCUUUUCUCUGCAAAGCCCUGGCUUUGGCAGGGGUGCAGCUGCCGAGGGGCUUUGCAAUCUGGAGAGCAGCAGGAGGCCCUGAUGACUUGAGACUUUAUCUCCAAAGGUUUUACCACAACUGUGCCUUGCCUGGUGGUACACAGAGGUGCUAGGAAACUUGUAGAUGAUGUUGCUGUAUUGAUGUUAGAUGGAGAGUAACAUCUGAAAGUCAAAUAUGUGUAGUAGAAACCUCACUGUUUACCUCAGGAAAGGUGGGUUUCUUCUGUGCUGACCCUGCUGGCAUGGCAGGCUGGCUGUGUGUGCAGGGGUGGCUGUAUUUAAUGAGGUAUUCCAUGAGACUGCUUGGCCCACUGCAAGACUAUGGUGACUCUGUAGCACGUACCAAAGCAGCUGGAAGUGCCUUUCCAUGGCCUCAGGUAUUUUCCUGCUUCUGUUAGUCACUCUUCCCACAGACAUGCACAGCCCAGAUCUCUGGCCACGCACUGGGCUCCUGUGUUUCCAAGUGUGCUGGGCUGUUUUAGGGCAGUUUGAGAACUUCAGGAGAUUCCUGCACUGCUGGCAUCUGUUUUUCACAGGUGUCGAGCUGCCACACUGUGUUUUCAGCAGGGUACUCCUGUGGGGCAUUUUCCUCUGUCAGUGCUUCUCACUCUUAGUAAACAGGAAUGAGAAGGCUGGAAGAGAAAUCCUCUGGCUUGGUUUCUGCAGUUGCUUAGAUGAGAUUUUUUUAGUUCAUGUUCUUUGCAGCCAGCUGAAGGGAAGGCAGUGGAGGCUGGGCUGUUGUUGACCACCACCUUUUGAAGGACGUGCUGUUUGAUUUGUGGGUUUAUUUGUUCUGUUCUAACUCAGCUUUUGACCCAGCAACAGAAAGCUGCAGUUCACAGUGGGGUCCAGUGUGAGGCUGCCCAUCACUGUGCUUGUUUUGCUGUUUGGAGCUGAGUGGAGCCCUUCGUGCCAGGUUGCUUUUCAUUAAGAGAGAGUUGUGACUUAAUGUUUUUAAAAAAUAAAUAAACCAGACCCCCCCACCCCA